GAUUUGAACAUUUUUUUUUUAUUACAAUAAUUUAAUUUAGCUUAUUGAUCAACUUAUCAACGAAUCUUUGAAUAUUGUAACAAGUUAUAUAAAAACGUUCAAAGUACAUAAUCUAUGCCCCUAAAAGGAAUCAAAGUACUUGAGCUAUGUGGUCUAGCUCCAGGUCCUUUUUGUGGAAAAGUUCUCACAGAUUUUGGUGCUUCUGUGACAGUGGUCGACAAGGUUCUCCACAAUCCUUUAGAUGUACUCAAUCAUGGAAAACGUUUCCUUCCAUUAAAUCUAAAAAAUCCCAAUGGUCAACAACUUAUCCGAAAACUAUGUAAGUCUUAUGAUGUAGUAAUAGAACCAUUUAGACCAGGUGUCAUGGAAAAAUUAAAUCUUGGACCAGAAAUUCUUUGCAAAGACAAUCCCAAAUUAAUAUACGCUCGAUUGACUGGAUUCGGUCAAAAUGGUCGUUUGGCAAAUCGUGCUGGUCAUGAUAUUAACUAUGUUGCUUUGUCAGGAGUACUUUCUCUUUUAGGCAGGGCCAAAGAGAAACCAACUCCUCCCAUAAAUAUUCUAGCUGAUUUUGCUGGUGGUGGUCUUCUCUGUGCAAUGGGAAUUUGUUUGGCUUUACUUGAACGCCAUCGAUCUGGGAAAGGUCAAGUCAUUGAUAGUGCAAUGGUUGAGGGAGCUGCAUAUGUCUCAAGUUGGAUAACCAUGUCUCAAAAAACUCCCAUUUGGUCUGGUGAUGGGCGUGGAACUAAUUUUUUAGAUUCCGGAGCAUUUUACUAUGAUACUUAUGAAACAAAAGAUGGCAAAUUCAUGUCUGUGGGUGCUCUGGAAGAAAAGUUCUUUAGAAACUUUGUUGACAAACUUGGUUUACCACAUCUUGAACAAUCCAUUUCAAAUGAAGAAGGAAAAGAACUUGUUACUAAAGCUUUUCUAACAAAAACCCAAAAAGAAUGGGCAGAGAUUUUUGAAGAUUGCGAUGCUUGUGUUUAUCCAGUUGUGGAUUGGAAGAAUGUUAUGCAACAUGAUCAUAAUCAAUCUCGUAAAUCAUUUAUUCAAACUGAUGAGGGUGAUGUUAUACCAAAUCCUGCUCCAAGACUGAGUAGAACUCCGGGAAGAAUUAAAUUUGAAAAGGAUACGAAUGCAUUUGAUGCGGCUUGUGAUAUUUUAGCGGAAAUUGGACAAAGUACUAACGAUGUAAAGAAAUUGAUUGAAAAUGAGGUUUUGUUAAUUCCAUUAAAUGCAAAGUUAUAGUUUAAGAACAAAAAAAAAUGGAAAUGGUGACAAGGACUUUAAUAAAGUAUUUGGUGUUAGUAA
Episyrphus balteatus (marmalade hoverfly) is the source of this 1308-nucleotide messenger RNA. RefSeq names its product alpha-methylacyl-CoA racemase (gene Amacr). Gene Ontology annotation, biological process: bile acid metabolic process. The coding region runs from base 115 to 1245 and encodes 376 amino acids. The record is from RefSeq and is a predicted model, not a curated record. Gene Ontology annotation, molecular function: alpha-methylacyl-CoA racemase activity. NCBI's taxonomy places the organism in Eukaryota, Metazoa, Arthropoda, Insecta, Diptera, Syrphidae. Gene Ontology annotation, cellular component: mitochondrion. The transcript is spliced from 3 exons.